Myxocyprinus asiaticus (Chinese sucker) is the source of this 3446-nucleotide messenger RNA. Its product is annotated as baculoviral IAP repeat-containing protein 2-like. Bases 1305 to 3269 code for a protein of 654 amino acids. Gene Ontology annotation, biological process: regulation of apoptotic process. Lineage: Eukaryota; Metazoa; Chordata; Actinopteri; Cypriniformes; Catostomidae. The transcript has 9 exons. The record is from RefSeq and is a predicted model, not a curated record.
UCACAGCGGAAAGUCCCAAGCACUUCUCGUUUAUAUGACAAGUAGCCUACAGUCAUAAACCAGUCUACGCGAAAUUCUCAUUACACGUACAUUCAGACUGCACUGAGAUCAAGCCUUUGGUAUUACCAUUCGUCUGCCACAUUUCUUCUUAGGUUGCUGUAUCAUAAAGGAAGGAAGUACACUCCUGUCACAUCAAUUAUAUUUUUAUUAUCUGAAAGUUUAUAUCGGUUUCUUUAUACAAUCAUGUAUUCAAUGAUGGACGACUAGACUCCAGUUAUGGGAUGUCCAGCAUAGAGAGAGGCUUGAAUGAAAACACCCUGUGAUCACAUUCAAAUUGUUAAUCUUGAAUUUGUUUUACUGUUAAGAAUUAUUUACUACUUAAAAGUGUGUUUUUAUCAGUAUACAUGGAUGAGCUAAAACAUUAUGACCACUCACAUGUGAAACUAAUAGCGUUGAUCAUCUCCUAACAAGUCCACAUGUCAAGGUCUGGGUAGAUUAGAUGGUAAGUGAGCAAUAAGUUAUUGUUGUCAAUGUGUCGAAUGCAUGAGAAAUGGGCAAGAGUAAAGACUUGAGCGACUUUGACAAGGGCCAAAUUGUUAUGGCCAGACGACUGGGUCAGAGCAUCUCUGAAACGGCAAGGCUUGUGGGGUGCUCCCGGUCAGCAGUGGUGAGUACCUACCGACGGUGGUCAGAGGAGGGACAAACCACAAACCGGCGGCAGGGUGUUGGGCGCCCAAGGCUCAUCGAUGCACGAGGGCAACUAAGGCUAUCCCAUCUGGUCCGAACCGACAGAAGUCCUACUGUGGCACAAGUCACAGAAAAUUUUAAUGAUGGUAACGGGAGGAAUGUGUCACAACACACAGUGCAUCGCACCCUGCUGCGUAUGGGGCUGCGUAGACGCAGACCGGUCAGAGUGCCAACAGGACCAACAGCAUGUUAGGCGGGUGGUCAUAAUGUUUUGGCUCAUCAGUGUAGUCUUUUUAUUUCUUUGUAAUCCUGGGUGAGAUCGGGGAGCAACCAUGGAGGGAUGUUCAUCUCAUAAGUAAAUUCAUCAAGUUAACAGCUGUUUGUUUGGUGUAACGUGAUGCAUCAGAUUGUUGGUUAUAAGUUCAGUUUCAUUGAGUUUCGGUUCAGGGCAAGUGAAGAAAUCCACCUUUGCCCUCUGUGGUGUAAUCCAGUCAGUACAUUGUAAGGACAUGAUUUCUAAUGAGGGUCUCUGAAUUUUUUAGAUAGGGGUCAGAUGCUCUUGUUUGUGUAACCUAGAAUAAGUUGUAUGUAAAAUCCCUUGCUUAAUAUCACUGUUCAUGCUUUGCACUCACACAGGGUGUUACAAUCAAGCCUUUCUCUCUGCUGGACAGCCCAUUUUCCUCUAUCUAUUUCUCAUGGAAAUUCUACAAAACAGUGCUUUCCUGAGGGGGUUGUGUCGUAAUAGCUCCCCUGCAGAUUUACAGUAUGAUAACUCCUCUGAACUCUUUCGGAUAUCUACAUAUGCUAAGUUCCCCACCACUGCAGCCGUGACCGAGAGGAGCCUGGCCCGUGCAGGGUUUUAUUACACUGGAGUCGGUGAUCGUGUUCAGUGUUUCCGCUGCAAUGUGACUGCCGAGAAUUGGCAGUCUAUCGACUGCCCCGCCGAAAAACACAAACAGCUCUCUCCUAACUGCAGCUUCAUCCAGAGUUUACCUGCCACCGCAAACCUUCUGUCAUCCUCCCACUCUGCCUUUUCCCCGCUUCGCAAUGUGGCAGUCUUGCAGCUUUCUGCUCCUGCUACUGCAGGAGCAUCAAUUACUGCUGCCUCUUCAUCAGGCCAGACUGAGGAGCAGGUGGGUUACUUAAACAUGGGAUUCAGCAGUCUGGCCCCUUCCAGUCCUAUUGCAUCCCGUGGAGUGGAGGAUAUGUCUCACCAACGACCGGCAGCAUGUCACAAUCCUGGUAUGCGGCGGGAACAAGAACGACUUGAUACCUUUCAGAAUUGGACGCUGUCUACAGUAACUCCAGCUGAGCUUGCAAAAGCUGGUUUCUACUACCUUGGCCAGGGUGAUAGGGUGGCUUGCUUCAGUUGCGGAGGCCAGCUUAGCAACUGGGAAACAGGAGACAGGGCAGUAACAGAGCACCAGAGGCAUUACCCGAACUGCCGUUUUGUGCGAGGGGAUCGUUCAGAUAAUGUACCUAUAUCUGGUGGUGGCCUUUCCAAUGUAUCCAACUCAGCAAUGCAACAGUGUGAUGAAAGGUUACUCACAUUUGUCAAUUGGCCCUCAAGAAUACCUGUUCGACCAGACCAGUUGGCUAAAGCUGGCUUUUACUAUGUUGGUCGCAAUGAUGACGUGAAGUGCUUUUGUUGUGAUGGUGGACUAAGGUGCUGGGAGUCAGGGGAUGAUCCUUGGGUGGAACAUGCUAAGUGGUUUCCAAGAUGCGAGUACCUUUUGCAAGAGAAGGGCCAAGAGUUUGUCCUUCAGAUUCAAGCACGAUUUCCAAGACUAUUUGAGCAGCUCUUGACUAAUGGAGACGGCAACUCAAGAGAAUUUGUUGAUCCACCUGUUGUGCACUUGGGUCCUGGUGAGGACCGUUCAGAAGAUGCAGUGAUGAUGAACAAUCCUGUGGUGAAGUCAGCCUUAGAAAUGGGAUUUGAGCGUGGCUUGGUGAAGCAAACUGUCCAGAGCAAAAUUCUCACAAGUGGAGAGAAUUACAAAACUGUUCAAGAGCUGGUGUCUGAUUUACUAAGUGCAGAGGAUGAGAAGAGAGAGGAGGAGAGGGAGCUCCUUGCUGAAGAAAUGGCCUCAGAUGGUUUUACUUUCCUUAAGAAACAUCAUGCUGCCUUGGCACAACGUCUAAAAAGUGUUCAGAGCUUAAUGGACCAUCUUCUCGAGGAGAAUGUAAUUUCACAGAAAGAGUAUGACACCAUACGUAACUGCACUUCAGUCAAGCAGCAGACUGCACAGCUCAUUGAUUUAGUCCUGUCAAAAGGAAAUGCAGCAGCAGAGGUUUUCCGCAACUGGAUCAAGAAGAAUGAUGUUUACCUGUUGAGAGAACUUAUGGCCCAGGCAAAUGAAGCUGCAUCACCGAGUCAAGAUCUUUCAGAUUUGCCUAUGGAAGAACAGUUGAGAAGACUCCAAGAGGAGCGCACCUGCAAAGUGUGCAUGGACAAGGAGGUCAACAUUGUGUUCAUUCCCUGUGGGCACUUAGUGGUGUGUAAAGAAUGUGCGCCUUCACUUCGCAAAUGUCCAAUCUGUAGAGGAUUGGUGAAAGGCACUGUGCGUACUUUCCUAUCAUAAAAUGAAUAGCUAUCCUCUAGAAGUAACAUAAAACAAACAGUAAUUGGGUAAUUCUAAUUUUAUCCUAAAGUUAAAGGAAAUUCACAGCUAUUAAAUGUGGAGGACAUCUUUAAUAGACCAAAGGAACAUUCUUUCUGGAGUUCAAUAAAGCAUUCUUUAAUAAAGAAUAAAACAUCA